Molecule: messenger RNA, 897 nt
Organism: Prorocentrum cordatum
Lineage: Eukaryota; Dinophyceae; Prorocentrales; Prorocentraceae
Source: the annotation of a GenBank genome assembly
AUGGCGGAGCAGCUGCGAAAGAGCCGCCAGGAGUUACAGAAGAACACUGUGGCUGGUACGCUGACAGGUGCGACGACCAUCUGCUUGACGCAGCCACUAGACACACUGCGGUGCCGCUGGCAGGUCGCCUCUGGGCAAACCCUUGUCUCGCUGGCGCGCGGCAUCGUCGCCGACGAAGGGCUCUGGGGGGGUCUCUGGAGGCCCGGCUUCGGGCCAAAUGUGCUUGGCAUGGCGAUCGCAGUGGGUGGCCGCAACGGUUUCUACCCCACUGCUCGCGACGCCAUCACCUGGCUAACGUCCGCAAGCCUGGUGUCGGGCAUGGCCAGCUACCUCCUGGCGUCGCCGCUGCUGCAGGCCAAGACGCAGCUGCAGGCCGAGGCGGGCCGUGUAGGCCCAGACGGCCUCUACGCGACGGGCGCGAAGACACUCGCGGCGGAGGGCGCUGCCAACGGCGGGGGGCCACUCGGUUCCCUGCGGGCCUUGUGGCGUGGCGCGGGCGUCAUCGUCGGGCGGGGUGCAGUGCUGUCCGCAUCGCAGCUCAUGGCGUACGACAGGACCAAGACUGGCCUCAAGGAGAGCGGCGCGAUGGACGACGGCAAGCUCCUUCACUUGGUUGCCUCGCAGGCGGCCGCAGCGUGCUGCACGACCUGCUCCAUGCCCUUGGACGUCGUGCUCACGGUGUACCAGAGCGCUCACAGUCUCGGCGGGGAGCGCAGGGAGCUGUACGGGUCCCGUGGCCCACUGCACUGCGCGGGGGUGAUGCUGCGGGAGUCUGGCCCGCUCGUCUUUAUGCGGGGUUGGGUCCCAGCGUUCAUGCGCCUUUCGCCCACCUGCACCUUCUCCUUCUUUCUCUACGAGCAGCUGCGGCGACUGGUCGGCAUCGGCUACCUCGAUUGA